AUGGCAGGCUCGCGGCCGUCUAGCGGCGUCGGCGGCCUCAGCGCCAACCUGAUAUCCGUCCUCGGCUGGUCGAUGAUCCCUUCCUUCCUCACGAGCGCCAUCCUCACCCUCUUCUACCGACUCUUUCCUUCGUCUCGCCCGACUGUACCGCCUCGAGCCGCCCCUCAGCACGUCGCAGCAGCGAACGCUCGCGCUCAGUGGCACUAUCGCCGCGUCCGCAUCACGCUCAUUGCCGCCUACCUCGCAUACUCCGUCCUCUCCAUCUACUGGUCGCAGGCUCGCGGCGCCGAGCAGAAUUACUACGCCCUCCUCGACCUGUCGCGCGACCUUGUCGACCGCGACGGCGCGAGCGUGGUCAAGUCUCACUGGCGUCGACUCGCGCGAGUGUAUCACCCCGACAAGGUUGGAAAGCAGGGCGAGGCGUUCUUCGUCCUGCUGCGGAGGGGAGUCGAAGCCUUGGAGGACGAGAACAAGCGAUGGGCGUAUGAGCGGUUCGGACCAAGCGUGCAGGAGUGGGGCGACAAGCUCGUCACGAAGCGCGAAUUUCUCGCGAAGGGCGCGCUUUACGCCGGCAUCUUCUGGGCGUUCGCGUUCGGCUCGAUCGCCGUCUUCACCUUCUUCCGCAAGAGCGAGCGGAGGUACAACUUCUGGCGAUACCUGAGUCUUGCGCUCUGCCUCUCGCUCGAGUUCCACCUCCUCUUUCGCUCUUCUCCCUCUCCCACCUUCUCCUUCGUCUUCCCACACCGCCUGCCGUACCAGCACAUCGCCCUCCUCCGCCAGCUCUUCAUCUCAACCUCGAUGGCCAUGUCGCAACUCGGCCCGCUCCUCUUCCCCGACACGCCGACCCACUUCGCCUCCUCCUCUUCCGCCUCAUCCGAAGCCGAGCAAUACGCCCGCGCCGUGGCCGACGUCGACAGCCUCAAGCCCCUCAUCGAGCGUCUCAUGCGCCUGACAGCCCAAGCGGAACUCGAAGCCUCGGCGCUCCAGUCGCUCGAGCUUCGCCCGCUGAUGGAGUCGGUCAAGCCGGACCCUGAGGCGCCUGGCGUCGAAGAGCGGAAGGUGAUCAGGAAGUUGGUGGACGGGAUGGUUGCGACGUGGGAAGACUCGCAGCUCAAGAACAAUCGGAGGACGGCGCGAGUCUGGGAUGAGGCGCUGCGCAAAUCGGUGCAGAAGGCCGCGAGGGAGAAGGAGCUGCCGAAGGAGGAUGCGGACGAGGACCGAGCGGGUGUAGAAGUCAAGGUGGAGGAGGACGACGAAGCGGACGCCAGAAGCGAAGCCUCGGCCUCGACAGCCGCCGGCUACGAUGUGGCCUUGUCGGACGGGGCGGAAAACGCCCCCGCUCCUACGAACGCAGUGGACAACACGGCCCUUUCCCUCGACUCGGCCGUCAUACCUCCUCCCGUAACGCUUCUCGCCUCUCCUCCGACCUUACCUCGGACCGGGUCCGCAGGCUCAGCCAUUCCGCUGCCCGUCCUCGAAGCGGGGUUUGGUGACGGGGCGGGCGGCGCGGCCAAUUCCGCCGGAUUGGCGGUGGGAAAGAAGGAUGCCGCGGGAGAUAAAGGCGAGCUCGCAAAUCGAGACGGUACGGGUUUGCAGCUCUCCGCCAAACAGCUCGAUGCUCGCCUGCCAACUCCGCCGCCGGACGAGUAG
This is a messenger RNA of Rhodotorula toruloides NP11, 1650 nucleotides long. Its product is annotated as protein of heat shock protein DnaJ family. Gene Ontology annotation, molecular function: protein-folding chaperone binding; misfolded protein binding. The record is from RefSeq and is a predicted model, not a curated record. Gene Ontology annotation, cellular component: endoplasmic reticulum. The transcript is spliced from 2 exons. The coding region runs from base 1 to 1650 and encodes 549 amino acids. Lineage: Eukaryota; Fungi; Basidiomycota; Microbotryomycetes; Sporidiobolales; Sporidiobolaceae.